Molecule: messenger RNA, 11181 nt
Organism: Charadrius vociferus (killdeer)
Lineage: Eukaryota; Metazoa; Chordata; Aves; Charadriiformes; Charadriidae
Gene: MUC2
Product: mucin 2, oligomeric mucus/gel-forming
Exons: 56
Coding region: 1-11181 (3726 amino acids)
Cellular component (GO): extracellular matrix
Molecular function (GO): protein binding
Source: RefSeq, a predicted model, not a curated record
AUGGGGCUAAGAGUUGCCAGCCUUUUGAUGCUGUGGCUGGCUUUUUCCUCUGCAAAUGAAAUAAGAAAAGGAAGGACAAGAAACCAUGGCAACUAUGUCUGCAGCACUUGGGGAAACAACCAUUUCAAAACUUUCGAUGGAGACAUCUAUCAAUUCCCUGGCAUUUGCGAGUAUAACUUUGCUUCUGACUGCCAAGAGUCUUACAAGGAGUUCUCUGUCCACAUUCAGCGUACUAUGAACAGCAAUAACCACCCUGAGAUCCAGUAUAUUCUGCUAACAAUCAAGGACUUGACCGUUUACCUCAGACCAAAACUGGUUGUGGUGGAUGGGCGGAUCGUGAAGACACCUUACUACAGCUCCGGUAUGCUCAUUGAGAGCAAUGACAUUUACACCAAGGUUUAUGCCAAAUUAGGUCUGAUUCUGAUAUGGAAUCAGGAAGAUGCACUGAUGGUGGAGCUGGACAGCAAAUUUAAUAACCAUACAUGUGGUCUCUGUGGGGAUUACAAUGGGGUUCCAAUCUACAAUGAGUUUAUCAAUGGAGUUACAAGCUACAAUUCAAUUACGUAUGGGAAUUUGCAGAAGAUCAGCAAACCCAAUGCCAAAUGUGAAGAUCCUGAUGAAACUCAGGCUAUUCCAAGCUGUAAUGGGCAUCGUGAUGAGUGUGAGAGGUUGCUGACGUCCUCUGCAUUUGCUGAUUGUCGGUUGCGUCUUAAUUUGGAAAUGUACAUCCAAGCCUGCAUGCAGGACAAGUGUGCAUGUAAUGGAAAUGAGGACUCCUUCUGCCUCUGCAGCACCAUCUCUGAGUAUUCUCGCCAGUGUUCGCAUGCGGGUGGCCGGCCGAGUGAAUGGAGAACACAGCAUUUUUGCCCCAAAACCUGUCCUGAUACCAUGAUCUAUAAAGAAAGCAGCUCACCCUGCAUGGAUACUUGCUCACACAUGGAUAUCAGCAACCUUUGUGAGGAACACUACAUGGAUGGUUGUUUCUGCCCUGAAGGAACGGUGUAUGAUGAUAUUACUGGAAAAGGCUGCAUACCUGCUAGCCAGUGCCACUGCAAACUCCAUGGAAAGGAGUAUUCACCUGGAAAAAGCAUUACCAAUGAAUGUGAAGAAUGCACCUGUGAUUCAGGCAGAUGGACGUGCAAAGAUUUACCCUGUCCAGGCACAUGUUCAGUGGAAGGAGGUUCCCAUAUUACCACCUUUGAUGGGAAGAAAUACACCUUCCAUGGAGACUGUUACUAUGUGUUGACCAAGGGUACUGCAAAUGACAGUCAUGCUCUCCUGGCGGAGUUGACUCCCUGUGGCUCCACAGACAGGCAGACCUGUUUGAAAACUGUUGUGCUGUUAACAGAUCACAAAAAAAAUGUGGUGGUUUUCAGAUCAGAUGGCAGCGUUUUACUGAAUGAGAUGACAGUGAACGUGCCUCAUGUGUCAGCCAGCUUCUCAGUAUUCAAGCCAUCUUCCUACUACCUGCUUGUACAAACUCCUUUUGGGCUUCAGCUGCAGAUCCAGUUGUUUCCAGUCAUGCAGCUGUUUGUGACUGUGGAUCAAUCAAUUCAAGGAAAACUUCAAGGUCUUUGUGGAAACUUUAACGGAAUGGAAGGUGAUGACUUUAAAACAAGCAGUGGGCUGGUGGAAGCUACAGGAUCUGCCUUUGCUAACACAUGGAAAGCUCAGUCCACCUGUACAGACCAGGUAGAAAAGCUGGAAGACCCCUGCAGUCUCAGUAUUGAAAGUGCAAAUUAUGCUGAGCAUUGGUGUUCUUUGCUGAAAAACUCAGAGGGUCCUUUUGCAAGAUGUCACUCAAUCAUUGAUCCUUCAGAAUACUAUAAGAAAUGUAAAUAUGAUACCUGCCUUUGUGAAGACAAUGAAGAAUGCUUGUGUGCUGCCCUGUCCUCUUACUCAAGAGCCUGUGCUUUCAAAGGGGUCAUACUGGGAGGCUGGAGAAAAAGUGUCUGCAGUAAUGAAGUGUCUGCCUGCCCAGGAAAUCAAAUCUUCCUUUACAAUCUUACAAUGUGCCAGCAAACCUGUCGAUCCCUGGCUGAUGGUGAAAAGCAUUGCUCGCAAGACUUUGCUCCUGUGGAUGGCUGUGGCUGCCCAUAUAAUACAUACUUGGAUAACCAGGAUAUCUGUGUGCCCAUCUCCAAGUGCCCAUGUUAUUACAAGGGUUCAUACCUGGAACCAGGGGAAUACGUCACAAAAGAUGGAGAACGUUGUGUUUGCCGAAAUGCAAGGGUCCAGUGUACUUCAGUGAUGAUAAGAAUGAAAAGUGCAACAGAAUGUUCUUCUAACAAAACGUACUUUGACUGCAAUGCAUCACCAGAGUGGACUUCACAAACACCUGUACAACUUAGCUGUCAUACUCCUCAAACUGAUCAUUUCCAGGCAGAGUGUGUCUCAGGCUGUGUGUGUCCUGAAGGUCUGUUUGAUGAUGGGAGAGGGGGCUGUGUUGAGGAGAAGGACUGCCCAUGCAGUCAUAACAACCAGUGGUAUUCUCCUGGACAGAAGAUAACAGUGGACUGCAACACCUGUACCUGCCAAAAAGGGCUUUGGAGCUGCACUGAAGACCUGUGCUAUGGGACUUGUACGAUAUAUGGAAGUGGCCAUUAUAUCACCUUUGAUGGAAAAUUCUAUGACUUUGAUGGGAAUUGUGAAUAUGUGGCUACUCAGGAUUUUUGUGGUGACAAAAAUUCCAGUGGCUCAUUCAGUAUCAUCACAGAGAAUGUCCCUUGUGGAACUACAGGAGUCACCUGCUCAAAGGCUAUUAAAAUGUUUCUAGGGAAAACUGAACUGAAAUUGGAGAACAAAGACUAUAAAGAAAUUCAGCGAGAUAUUGGUGAUGAUGUGCAGUAUUGGAACAGGACAGUAGGCCUCUACCUUGUUAUUGAGGCUAGCAAUGGUGUGAUGCUUAUCUGGGAUAAGAAGACUACUGUUUUCAUCAAGCUGACCCCUGAUUACAAAGGCAAAGUGUGUGGUCUGUGUGGCAACUUUGAUGGCAAGUCUAACAAUGACUUUACAACAAGGAGUGGGCUGCAGGAGACUAAUGCUCUGAAGUUUGGCAAUUCCUGGAAACAGUCUUCCAUGUGCCCAGAUGUCACAGAAGAGAUUAAACCCUGUGAUGUGAAACCACAUCGGAAGUCCUGGGCAGAGAAAGAAUGCACUAUCAUCCGGAGUGAAGUCUUUAAAAUUUGUCACUCCAAGGUGGACCCAAUGCCUUUCUAUGAAGCUUGUGUUCAUGACGCUUGCUCUUGUGACAGUGGUGGAGACUGUGAGUGCUUCUGUUCUGCAGUUGCUGCAUAUGCUCAAGAAUGUACCAAGGCUCAGGCCUGUGUUUUCUGGAGAACUCCUGAUAUAUGCCCAAUAUUUUGUGACUACUACAACCCUCGUAAUGAGUGUGACUGGCACUAUGAGCCUUGUGGCAGUAAUGUCACAACCUGCAGGAUGAUUAAUAAUGUCAGCACCAACUUUUCAGUACCAUACCUGGAAGGUUGCUACCCCAGAUGUCCUGAGGACAAACCUGUUUAUAAUGAAGAGACGAAGGAAUGUGUGCAUGGAGAUGAAUGUGGGUGUUACAUCGAUGGAAUUUAUUUCCCCCCUGGGAAUGAAAUACCCACGGAAGAGAACUGUACAACAUGUGUCUGUGGCCCCUCAGGAUCCAUAGAGUGUAAACCAAUCCCAGGGUGUCCUUGUAUCAUCAAUGGAACAAGAUAUGAAGUGAAUCAAACUGUGGCACAAAUACAGGAUGGCAACAUAUGUAUUAUAUACAUUUGUGCAGAAAAUGGUUCUAUAGUUGUUGGAGAUAUUUAUCCUUGUCCAACAUCUACUUCACCUACAACCAUUUCAACCUCCUUUCCUACCAACACUCUUACCACCACAGUCACCACUACAAGCCCUCCAGUAACUACAACUCCAUGCAUGGGACUUGUCUGUGAUUGGACUGAGUGGUUUGAUGUUAGUAAUCCUGAAGAAGAUGGCGGUGACUAUGAAACCUAUGAUGCAAUAAGAAAGGAACAUGGAGACAAAAUAUGUGAAGCUCCUGAAAAAAUUGCAUGCAGAGCUAAAGAGAAUCCUCACAUGAGCUUAGAGGAACUUGGCCAGAAAGUAGAGUGUAAUGUUACAUAUGGACUAAUCUGUAAAAACGAGGAGCAAGAUCCAACUUUGUGGGAACUUUGCUAUAAUUAUGAAAUCAGGGUAAACUGUUGUGAGUGGCGUGAAAUUCCUUGUGAAACUACAGGUACACCAAGUCUAACACCUACAGCAACUUCAACCACCACCAGCACAACAGUACCCACCACGAUGACAACCAGGCACCCAACAUCAAUUACCACCAUACCCAUACCCACCCCAACCAUCACAAGACAACCCACAUCAUCAGUCCCCACCCCAGUAACUUCAACCUCUCCAGCAGAUAUUGAGCUGGCAAGAAGUCUUACUUACGUGGGUUGGGACCUCUAUCCUUCUGCUGGAAAUAAGAUUCCCAGGAGGACCCGUGCUGCAAGAUUAGAGCACACCUACGUCUACGGGCAUAGCAUCCUCUCCAACAAUAUCGACAACCGCUCCCACGACAACGAUAUCACAGCCUCCCAGCAGCAACACCAGCACCACGAUGCCCACCAGCAGCACCACCAGCAGCAGCCCGGGGACAACGACAACUGGUCCUGGCACAACAACACCCACUACGACUACUACAAGCACAUCCACACCCACGCCAACAUACACCACCACCCUAUCAACUCCAUCAACUCCAUCUGUAACACCUACAGGUACUUCUCUGAUCCAUGCUCUCGUGGGUUGCCUUGCCGUCCCGGGGACAAGGACAACUGGUCCUGGCACAACAACACCCACUACGACUACUACAAGCACAUCCACACCCACGCCAACAUACACCACCACCCUAUCAACUCCAUCAACUCCAUCUGUAACACCUACAGGUACUUCUCUGAUCCAUGCUCUCGUGGGUUGCCUUGCCGUGUGAGAAAUGACGAGGGUACAACAACUGAACCAGGAACAUCGACAAAGACGAGUACUACAGUUACUCCUUCAGCUACCCCACGGCCAACAACUAGAACGACAGAAAAGGAAACUACAGUGUCUACCGUAGGCACCACUACUCAGCAGUCCAAACCAUCAGUACCAACAAGCACAGAGACGGUCACCACCUCUGCAGUCACUCAACCAGAGCCGACCACCAAAACCACCACUUCUGGCUCCACAACCCCAGGAUCCACUCCCCACAGCACCACCAGAGUAACAGGAACAACUAGCCAGGAGACCACAACCUCCACGACCACCACAACCACCGGGACUGGGAGCACUCCCACAGGGUCACACACCACCACCGUCAGCACCACAACCUCAGGACUAUCUUCCUCCACGUCUACAGCCAGCACUACUCUAUCCCCAACACCAGGAUCAACAACCACACUGACUGUCACCACCUCUGGAGUCACUCAACCGGAGCCGACCACCAAAACCACAAUUUCUGCCUCCACACCCCCAGGAUCCACUCCCCACAGCACCACCAGAGUAACGGGAACAUCUAGCCAGGAGACGACAACCAAUACAACCACCACAACCACCACAACCGCUGGGACUGGGAGCACUCCCACAGCAUCACACACCACCACCGGCAGCACCCCGGGGACAACGACAACUGGUCCUGGCACAACAACACCCACUACGACUACUACAAGCACAUCCACACCCACGCCAACAUACACCACCACCCUAUCAACUCCAUCAACUCCAUCUGUAACACCUACAGACUGUGCCUGCAACUGGACAGACUGGAUUGACGUGAGUUACCCAGAUGGUUCUGACAGAAACAGUGGUGACUAUGAAACCUUUGAGAAUAUUCUGGCAAAAUACCCUUCCUGGGUCUGCGUGAAUGUUGAGAAUAUUUCAUGCAGAGCAGAGAAAUUCCCUGAUGUUCCCAUUGAAGAUUUAGGGCAGAAGGUGGAAUGCAGUGUUGAGACAGGGCUCAUCUGUAACAAUAAAGAUCAGCCCACAGGAGGUAUUAUACCAAUGCCAGUCUGCCUCAAUUACGAGAUCAGUGUCUGCUGCACCCCUGACUUACCAGAGUGCCUUCCAACUACCACCACAAGCAUCACGACAACCACACCUUCAACCACAACAAGCACAGUGUCCUCUCCAACCGUAUCGACAACCGCUCCCACGACAACGACAUCGCAGCCCCCCAGCAUCACCAGCACCACCACAAUGCCCCCCAGCAGCACCACCAGCAGCAGCCCGGGGACAAGGACAACUGGUCCUGGCACAACAACACCCACUACGACUACUACAAGCACAUCCACACCCACGCCAACAUACACCACCACCCUAUCAACUCCAUCAACUCCAUCUGUAACACCUACAGGUACUUCUCUGAUCCAUGCUCUCGUGGGUUGCCUUGCCGUGGGACCACCCUUGAUUGUGGUGGUGCCCCAGCUUGUUUUCUCUGUCCUGGUUGUUUCUAACUGUUCCUCUUGUUGUUGUCCCCCAGACUGUGCCUGCAACUGGACAGACUGGAUUGACGUGAGUUACCCAGAUGGUUCUGACAGAAACAGUGGUGACUAUGAAACCUUUGAGAAUAUUCUGGCAAAAUACCCUUCCUGGGUCUGCGUGAAUGUUGAGAAUAUUUCAUGCAGAGCAGAGAAAUUCCCUGAUGUUCCCAUUGAAGAUUUAGGGCAGAAGGUGGAAUGCAGUGUUGAGACAGGGCUCAUCUGUAACAAUAAAGAUCAGCCCACAGGAGGUAUUAUACCAAUGCCAGUCUGCCUCAAUUACGAGAUCAGUGUCUGCUGCACCCCUGACUUACCAGAGUGCCUUCCAACUACCACCACAAGCAUCACGACAACCACACCUUCAACCACAACAAGCACAGUGUCCUCUCCAACCGUAUCGACAACCGCUCCCACGACAACGACAUCGCAGCCCCCCAGCAGCACCAGCACCACCACAAUGCCCCCCAGCAGCACCACCAGCAGCAGCCCGGGGACGACAACUGUUCCUGGCACACCAAAACCCACCCCAACUACUACAAGCACGCCCGGAACACCAAUUGUAAACACCAAAACCCCGCUGCCUCCAACUUCAGAAGAAUUGAAGAGCACAACAACUGAACCAGGAACAUCGACAAAGACGAGUACUACAGUUACUCCUUCAGCUACCCCACGGCCAACAACUAGAACGACAGAAAAGGAAACUACAGUGUCUACCGUAGGCACCACUACUCAGCAGUCCAAACCAUCAGUACCAACAAGCACAGAGACGGUCACCACCUCUGCAGUCACUCAACCAGAGUCGACCACCAAAACCACCACUUCUGGCUCCACAACCCCAGGAUCCACUCCCCACAGCACCACCAGAGUAACAGGAACAACUAGCCAGGAGACCACAACCACCACAACCACCACAACCACCGGGACUGGGAGCACUCCCACAGGGUCACACACCACCACCGUCAGCACCACAACCUCAGGACUAUCUUCCUCCACGUCUACAGCCAGCACUACUCUAUCCCCAACACCAGGAUCAACAACCACACUGACUGUCACCACCUCUGGAGUCACUCAACCGGAGCCGACCACCAAAACCACAAUUUCUGCCUCCACACCCCCAGGAUCCACUCCCCACAGCACCACCAGAGUAACGGGAACAUCUAGCCAGGAGACGACAACCAAUACAACCACCACAACCACCACAACCGCUGGGACUGGGAGCACUCCCACAGCAUCACACACCACCACCGGCAGCACCCCGGGGACAACGACAACUGGUCCUGGCACAACAACACCCACUACGACUACUACAAGCACAUCCACACCCACGCCAACAUACACCACCACCCUAUCAACUCCAUCAACUCCAUCUGUAACACCUACAGGUACUUCUCUGAUCCAUGCUCUCGCAGAUGCAGAACUGAUGAGAACCUCCGCAACCACCACAACCACUGGGACUGGGAGCACUCCCACAGGAUCACACACCUCCACCAUCAGCACCACAACCUCAGUAUCAUCUUCCUCCACGUCUACAGCCAGCACUACUCUAUCCCCAACACCAGGAUCAACAACCACACUGACUGUCACCACCUCUGGAGUCACUCAACCAGAGCCGACCACCAAAACCACCACUUCUGGCUCCACAACCCCAGGAUCCACUCCCCACAGCACCACCAGAGUAACGGGAACAUCUAGCCAGGAGACCACAACCUCCACAACCACCACAACCACUGGGACUGGGAGCACUCCCACAGGAUCACACACCUCCACCAUCAGCACCACAACCUCAGUAUCAUCUUCCUCCACGUCUACAGCCAGCACUACUCUAUCCCCAACACCAGGAUCAACAACCACACUGACAGUCACCACCUCUGGAGUCACUGAAACAUCAUCAGCCACCACUUCUGGCUCCACACCCCCAGGAUCCACUCCCCGCAGCACCACAGUAAUGACUGAAAUUAGUAGCCCAGUGACAACCACUGCAACUCAGGGUACUCUGACAGGAUCUACUGCCAUCACUACCACCGCAAGUUCAGGACCAUCCUCCUUAGUGCCUACUGUUAGCACUAUUGUAUCUCUGCCAUCAGUAUCAACCACCCCCAUGUCAGUCACCACCUCUGGUACAACUCCAACAGAAUCUUUUACCACCACUUCAGGAACAACCUCUAAGAAUUUUACCACAAUCACUCUAACUACCACCACCACUACCUCUGUUUCCACUCCCUCAAAUUAUACUUCUGGGCCUACUGCAACAUCAAGUGCAGUCACCACUGUGGGAAGUUCUACGUACAGCACAGUUACUCCACUCAGUCCUUCAAGUUCAACUACAAGUCCACCAGCAACCACUCCUGGAAAAAACUGUUCCAUUUCACCUAAUGAAUCUUAUGCACCAGGUGAUUCAUGGUGGCUCUGUGACUGCGUUAAUGUAACAUGUAUAGAAGACAAUAUAGUCCAAGUGGUUCCCAUAAUCUGUAAUCCACCUCCUAAACCUACAUGUACCAAUGGGCUUUCUCCAGUGCCAGUCAUUGAUAAGGACGGAUGCUGUUGGCACUGGGAGUGUGAUUGUUAUUGCACUGGUUGGGGAGACCCACAUUACAUAACUUUUGAUGGACUGUACUACAGCUAUCAAGGGAAUUGUACAUACGUCCUUGUGGAAGAGAUUAAUAAGAAAGUUGACAACUUUGGUGUCUACAUUGACAACUACCAUUGUGACACACGGGAUGUAGUCUCCUGUCCUCGAACGCUCAUUGUGAGACAUGAGACUCAGGAAGUGCGCAUAGCAGUAGUCAAACCAAAUACUCUACAAGUAGAGGUGACAGUAAACAAACAGGCAGUGGCUUUGCCUUAUAAAAAAUUUGGCUUGAGCAUCUAUGAGUCAGGCAUAAAUCGUGUAGUGGAAAUUCCUGAGCUGAAAACGAAUGUGACCUACAACGGCUUGUCCUUUUCUAUCAGAAUGCCCUACAGCCUGUUUGGCAACAACACUCACGGGCAGUGUGGUAUUUGCAAUAACAACACAGCAGAUGACUGCAUGUUGCCAAAUGGAAACAUUGCAGAAAACUGUGAAACCAUGGCGGAUCAUUGGCAAGUGGAUGAUCCUUCCAAACCGCAGUGCUCUCCAGGCCUAAGUCCUACAAAGGCACCAAGCACGACCCCAAUGCAGCCUUGCAAAGAAUCUUCCAUCUGCGAGCUUCUUUUGGGAAGUGUGUUUGAGCCCUGUCAUGAAUUUGUCCAUCCUGAAAAGUACUAUGCAGCCUGCGUUUUUGAUAGUUGUCUAGUUCCCAACUUGGACCUGGAAUGCUCAAGUCUGCAGAUCUAUGCUGCCACCUGUGCUGAUCAAAGUGUAUGCAUUGACUGGAGAAGUCACACCAAUGGUGUUUGCUGCACUUAUAAAUGCCCGUCAGGUAAAGAAUACAGAGCAUGUGGUCCUACUAAAGAGAUAACCUGCAAAUCAAGUCAACAAAAUGAAACUUCAACUAAACAAGUGGAAGGCUGUUUCUGUCCUAAUGGAACAAUGCUGUAUGACACUGGUGUGGAUGUCUGUGUGAAAACUUGUGGCUGUGUUGGAGUGGAUAAGAUACCAAGAGAGUUUGGGGAAAAGUUUACAGUAGACUGUCAAGACUGUAUUUGCCUGGAAGGUGGAAAUGGCAUUGUAUGUGGGCCUCAUGAGUGUCCCAAACAAAAUAAGACCACUUGUGAUGGAGAAGGCUUCUAUGAGGUCAAUGAAGUAAAUUCUGAAGACUCGUGCUGCCCCAUUGUCACCUGCAAAUGCAAUACAAGCUUGUGCACAGCUAAAGCCCCCAAGUGUAAACUGGGAUUUGAAAUUCAUUCUUAUAUUCCCAGUGGUCAGUGCUGUCCUGUGUAUCAGUGUGUUCCCAAGAGGGUUUGUGUACAUCAGAAUGCUGAGUUCUUGCCUAACUCGUCAGUCUUUGUUGAUAAAUGCCAGAAUUGUUUCUGCACUAAUGAAGUUAAUGUCAGCACUCAAUUGAAUAUCAUCUCAUGUGAACAUAUUCCAUGCAACACAUAUUGUAAAGCAGGAUAUGAACUUCAACCAGUGAAAGGUGAAUGUUGUGGAAGAUGUGUGCAGACUAAGUGUGUUAUACAUACAGCAGACAAUUCUGAGCUCAUAUUGAGUCCUGGAGAGUUUAAAAAUGAUCCUUACAACAACUGCACCAUUUAUAGCUGUGCAAAUAUCCACAAUCAGCUUAUCUCUUCCACAUCUGAGAUUACCUGCCCAGCAUUCAAUGAGGAAAGCUGCAAACCUGGAACGAUUACACUCUUACCUAAUGGUUGUUGCAAAACCUGUGCACCUCUGGAUAGUUCCACACCGUGCUCUGUCCGUGAAAGAACAGACUUUAUCACCUAUAGGGGCUGCCGUUCUGUGGACAGAGUUGUCAUGACUGAAUGUGAAGGAACAUGUGGAACUUUCUCACUAUACUCUGCUGAGGCUAAUUCUAUGGAGCACAGCUGUUCCUGCUGCAGGGAAUCAAGGACUUCUGUGAGGAAAGUGGAACUGAAAUGCCCCACUGGGCAUUCAAUUUCACAUGAGUAUAUAUAUGUGGAAAGCUGCAGCUGUCAAGACACUGAAUGCAGCAGCUCCCAAUCCAGUGAGUCACAGAGUACAGAAGAAAAUGACAAGGCAAGAACUCUGAACCGUAUCAAGAGGGCCAUCAGUUUAACAUCAAAAUGA